AUUUUUUUAGGAUUUGAAAAAAUUGGUUCUUUUCUAAUUUUAAAAUUAAUUAAGUUUUAUUAAACAAAAACCAAAACAACGCCUAAUGAAUAACUUCGUAUCUAUUCCGUACGCACGCACGCACGCACGCACACAGAGAUUAAAUUUCCCCAUCACGUCGUUGAUCCUGAGUAAUGACAAGUGCGAAUCUGAUGGACACUUUAAAAUCAAAUUCGAGUUACCUCAAACCCCCUGAUAAAAGUAUAAUUUUUCAUUUAUACGUAGUUUUGAAUUUUGUCCAGUUUUUGUCGGGUUUCGGCCCACUGUGCACCGCACAAGGUAGUGUGUGAGGAGGCCACUCGCAGGGAUGUACCGGACGGGAUCGUGGAGUGGAUCAGAGGCAUGCUCGGACGACAGGUACAAGGUAGGCCGGGUAGAAGAGCCGAUCUUUGGAGGAACAAAUCUAAUCCCAACAAAGUCGAUUAAAUAUCUAAGAGUGAUCCUGGAUAGGAACCUGACAUGGAGGGAACAUCUUGAGAACCACUGUAAGAGCGUGUGUUCUUAUCUCUGGAUGUGUAGAACAUUCGGUCAGACAUGAGAUUUGAAACCGAAAAUAGUCUAUUGGAUCUACACGGCGAUACUUAGCCCCAGGCUGUUAUAUGCGUCUAUCGUGUGGUGGCAGAGGAUGCUAAAGAAAACUAUCAACUGGCACUGGAGCAUGUUAAAGCUCUGGUUUUGAGAGGGGCUUUGGGAGUCAUGCGGAUCACGUCGGUAGCGCCGAUGAGAAUGCUGCUUGGCGUUGAACCACUUAAUCAGACGGUGGUAGUUGCUACGGCGGUGGCGGACUAUCGCCUAAGGUGUAAAUCGAGGUGGAAGGUAAGAGCCUGGCACACAAAACUUCCCGGAGACAUACUGUCAGAUUCCAUUUUUGUAAUAGGAUAAAACAGUAUGCCCGUGAUUCGUGCUUUCUAAAGGAAAUACAGGAUAAGCUUUACCGGCAGGUGCGGAGUGGGACGGUUUCAAGGAACCCGUUCCCCGGGACGGGGACGUCUGGUUUACGGAUAACUCCAAAACGAGCAUGAGUUCUAAUCGCGGCUGGAACUGCAGGUGUGUACUGGACGAGCUGGCAAAGUACAACGAUGUUGGCCUGGUAUCGGUCUCCGGACAUUCAAGAAUCAAGGACAACAAAACGGCCGAUCUAUUUACCAAGGAGGCGGCAGGAACAGGUUGCUGGAAUCGGGACCGACAGUUGGGGGUCUUCUAUCUAAGCAGGAGGAGGAACAAGAACUGGCUCCGGGACCAGCACCUGAAGUACUGGAGAAAGGAAACAAAGAUCAAAUGCAAACAAGUCAGAGUCCUGUUGGGGGAAUGUCUCGAUAAAGGCCUACUUAGAAGCAUAAGAUCUUUAAGCAAAACGGACACCAGGCACGUAACGCAGUUGCUGACGGGCCUUAAUUACCAUCUGCAUAAGUUGGACCGUAGCGAUACGCCCGAUUGUAGAUAUAGUUGUGUGACAAAGAGGAGAAAACUAACCUCCAUAUCCUUCGGUAUUGUCCACUGGUCGGAACAAAAAUACGGAUCAGAUAUUCUGGGAUCAGAUAUUCUGGAACUAGAUCAGAUGGGAUAGUUACCCGUAAAGGACUUGUUCCAAAAGAACAAUUCAAAAGAACAAUCUGACGCUUUUGGAAGAAAGCGAUGCCCCUCUAAGAAAAGUUGAUAAACGGGGAGACACAAUGAACUCGGUCUGAGGUACCAGA
Monomorium pharaonis (pharaoh ant) is the source of this 1736-nucleotide messenger RNA. RefSeq lists its product as uncharacterized. Bases 1058 to 1606 code for a protein of 182 amino acids. The record is from RefSeq and is a predicted model, not a curated record. The transcript is spliced from 2 exons. Lineage: Eukaryota; Metazoa; Arthropoda; Insecta; Hymenoptera; Formicidae.